Molecule: messenger RNA, 904 nt
Organism: Leptomonas pyrrhocoris
Lineage: Eukaryota; Euglenozoa; Kinetoplastea; Trypanosomatida; Trypanosomatidae
Exons: 1
Coding region: 125-904 (259 amino acids)
Source: RefSeq, a predicted model, not a curated record
AGCAAAGGUGUUUUCAGCGUUUUUCUGUCCGUGCUUUCUCGAUCGCCUUUUUCGAUCGGUGCGUGUUAUCUUCUUCCGCCUUUCGUCUUACAGCUGGUGUGACUCGCUUCGCUUUGCCUUCACAAUGCUGCAGACAGCCACGAACAGCUACGCGCUCCCCCUCAGCGGCGGUCGUGCGGCACCGCACCACGGCUACUCCUUGUCGUCGCUGGCUCGCAAGCGGGUGAUGGAGAACACGUCUGCGUUGGCAAUCACCGUCGGCUUUCUGCUCCCCGCGCUGAACGACGUGAACAGGCAGUUAGACAAGCAUGUCGACGCCGGCACGGACGUGACGUUCGAGGAGCUCGUGCAGAUCUUUGCCGCCUCUGGCAAGCGGGCCGCCGUGAUGUACGCGGAUCGCCUGGCGCGUAUUGCCUGCCAGACCGGCCUCGCCUGCGCCUUUAUUGAGAGCAAAUCGGAAUACGGCAACACGGCCGUUUAUUUGUGGGACCUCUACCCCCGUCUGCACCAGCGCUACGUCGGCGCGGUCCUCAGCUCGUUGCGAGUGCCGGCCUUCGUCAGCAGUCUUCUCGGGCCGCGCCCCGCCACGUCGGACGUCGCCUUCUUGGAAACGCGCGUAUCUGGUGUGUGCGCAUUCGAGGACAGCCUCCGCCGCGACGUCAUUACGCUGUUCGGCGACAUCACGAUGGACACCGUCCGCAUUGCUAUUCGCAGGGACGUCGAGCGUCCGCUGGAUGCAAUCGCGAAGCAGGUGGCGCUGCGCGUGACCGUCACGCUGACAGGUGCCGUCGGUGCAGGCGUAGGCCGCGCCGUCGGUGGGGAGCGCGGAGAGUACUGGGGCAACAUCGCAGGCGUGCUGACCGGGCCGCAUGGUGGCCGUGCAGGUGAUGGGCGCGAUGCGUAA